Messenger RNA from Gryllus bimaculatus (two-spotted cricket), 756 nucleotides. NCBI's taxonomy places the organism in Eukaryota, Metazoa, Arthropoda, Insecta, Orthoptera, Gryllidae. The record is from the annotation of a GenBank genome assembly.
AGAUUCGUCUACUUCACCUUGGACGCGCCUCCAAACGCGGAGGUAUCCCCCGACACGAGGAACGUGUUCAACUGGACCAUGACCUACCGCCUGGACUCGGACGUGCCCUUCUCGCUCGGGGAGGUCGUGCCCCGGGGGCCCGUGCCGCCGCGCUCCAAGGGAUGGCUCCGCCCGCCGGCCAUGCCGAUCGGCCUCGCAGAGGUCUUGGACCGCUCCCUGCCGAGCGGCGACAACUCGGACUUCUUUUAUUGGACCUCUGCACCGAAAAAUGAUCGAAUAGCUGUGUGGGUAUUCAACGAAUGCCAAUCCAGCAGCUGGAGAAAGAAAGUCGUGGACCAAUUAGCUACUUACAUAACGGUGGACGUCUUCACCAGCUGCGGAAGGUUUACUCAAAAAGUGGAAACGAUCCCUGAAAAUUUAAUUAAGAAAUACAAGUUCUACCUUGUUUUCGAAGAAUCAUUUUGUAGUGAAACCUGCUUAAAUGGUCACCUUUAUUAAAUACUGAAGGAUCCAACACGAACAUUCUCCAGCAAUUCUAGCCAGGAGGACCUAGGGCAUCCAGGAGAUUGCAACAAUGGAGGUGGAACCUGCCAAAUUGACUUGGUUAGGUGAAGCCCCACCCGCUGACAGCAAUCUGCAACUGAGAAUUUGCUGUUGACUACAGAAGACUUCUUGACUGCAAAUCUCUGGUAAACAAAAUGAACAUUGGAUUUUCAAUUACUGCAGUUUGCAACAGUGCAUUUCUAAUAAAACAGC